Molecule: messenger RNA, 1101 nt
Organism: Paramecium pentaurelia
Lineage: Eukaryota; Ciliophora; Oligohymenophorea; Peniculida; Parameciidae
Source: the annotation of a GenBank genome assembly
AUGGCUAAUAAAUAUAAUAUGCAAAGAUUUCUAGAGAAAAAGUAUGCACAUUGUCAAUCUUACUAUUACUCCAAAACUCUUAAUGAUUUUGUGAGUUCCGCGAGAACAUUAGAUGUGAUUAGAUUCUAUUAAGUUAUGGACUUUAAGGAUGAUUCUGAAUAUCUAAAGCGAUUCUAUUGCUUAAGUAAGUACGCAUCAUCAAUAAUCCUCAUUAGACGAGGUGUUCGAAAAGCUUCGCCUCUUUGCAGAAUAUUAUAAAUAUCACAAUGAAAUUCCUAGAUUCUUCAUGCCAUAUUUUUGCAGAAUAUUGAGCAAGUAUUUUAUUUAGAGACAUAGGCCAGCUAUCAUGAUAAGAAGAGAAGGAUUGAAUAUUACAGGAUUAAAAGAAUUAUAGAAGAGGAAAAUAGAUAAAAUCCGAAUAAACCAAAAAAGGCAAUAGUUGGAGACUCACCUUUAGAAGAUAAUCCCACAACCACAAAGCCCUAAUAAAUGUAUAGCAAGAUCCUAUCUGACAUUUAGGAUGCUUCAACAACUAUUGAAACAAUUAAUAAUAAAUUGAAUGCUUUAUAAAUAAAUGUAGGUGAAUUAAAUCUUUAACCAUCCAAUAGAGAACAAGAAUAGUUACAGAACUUCAUUUAAUUUAUGAUAGAUAAAUAAAAAUAGAAGACUAUCACUCAACAUAUUUAACUAAAUUCACCUAAAACUAAUAAUAAAGUUUCAAUUGGAGUAAGUUAGCAGACAAUCAAACAAAUUAUUUCAAGAACUAUUAAAAAUUAAUAGACUUUUCACUUAUCACCAAAGACAGGUUAAUAAACAUAAUCUUAAGUUGGUACUUUUACAUAAAGAAUCAUAAAAGAUCCUUUAAAGAAAAUGCUCACCCCUACACAAAUAUACAGUAUGAAUUCCCCAUAAAAUAAUAAUAAUACAACAAUUUAGUUGAAAUCGAAGUAAUCAUGAAUUUAACUUAGAAUAUCUUCUUCAUCAAAAAUUAAAUAAUAGAGUCUCUCCAUAUCCAAACAAUUUAAAAUAAGUGAUGCUUUACAUUUACCUCUAAGGAUACAUUAACAUACGAGAUCAGAUGUUCGAUUUUAUAGAAAAUGA